Messenger RNA from Drosophila elegans, 2727 nucleotides. RefSeq names its product ATP-dependent RNA helicase DDX54. The record is from RefSeq and is a predicted model, not a curated record. Gene Ontology annotation, cellular component: nucleus. The coding region runs from base 49 to 2532 and encodes 827 amino acids. The transcript is spliced from 6 exons. Gene Ontology annotation, molecular function: RNA helicase activity; ATP binding; RNA binding. Lineage: Eukaryota; Metazoa; Arthropoda; Insecta; Diptera; Drosophilidae.
UGCCGCGGUUGCACUGCACACGUGUUCCGCCAAAACAACAUUUAUAAAAUGCGAAAAAAGCAAGCCGAUGAAAUACCAGGGUUCCCGUCGGUGGACAAAGAUUGCGGCACCGGCGGACAAGGCGACGACAUCCUCAAAAGUAAGCCCAAGUCCAAAAAGAGCGGAGGAUUCCAGUCAAUGGGUUUGGGGUUCGAUUUGAUAAAAGGGAUCACCAAGCGCGGUUACAAGGUACCGACUCCCAUCCAGCGGAAGACUAUUCCCUUGAUCCUGGAGGGGCGCGAUGUGGUAGCCAUGGCCAAGACUGGCUCUGGCAAGACGGCUUGCUUCUUGAUUCCGCUAUUUGAAAAGCUGCAGCUGCGGGAGCCCACUAAGGGCGCCCGUGCCCUGAUCUUGUCGCCCACGCGUGAGCUGGCGGUACAGACGUACAAGUUCGUCAAGGAGCUGGGACGCUUUAUGGAGCUUAAGACGAUUUUGGUGCUAGGUGGUGACUCCAUGGACUCGCAGUUCUCGGCUAUACACACAUGCCCCGACGUCAUUGUAGCCACGCCGGGUCGUUUCCUACAUUUGUGCGUAGAAAUGGACUUAAAGCUGAAUUCGAUAGAGUAUGUCGUAUUUGAUGAAGCUGAUCGACUGUUCGAGAUGGGCUUUGGUGAGCAGUUAAACGAAACGCUGCACAGAUUGCCGUCCUCCCGGCAGAUGGUCAUGUUUUCGGCCACGCUGCCCAAGCUGUUGGUAGACUUCGCGCGCGCAGGACUUAACGACCCUGUUCUUAUUCGGUUGGACGUUGAGUCCAAGCUCCCAGAUGCACUGGCUCUAAAGUUUCUCUAUUGCCGGCCGGACGACCGAUACACAGCUCUCGUCGUUCUCUUGAAAUACGUAAUCCCAAUGGUAUCGCAGACCGUGGUGUUUGCCGGAACGCAGCAUCAUGUGGAGCUUAUUUCUUACAUCCUCACUGAGGCUGGAAUUUCCAAUACCUCGGUCUACUCUAGUUUAGACCCCGCUGCUCGCAAAAUUAACACAGCCAAGUUUGUAAACAAGAAGGUUUCCGUGCUAAUUGUAACGGACGUGGCGGCACGCGGAAUCGACAUACCCAGCUUAGACUUUGUAGUGAACCUACACUUUCCGGGUAAACCAAAAUUGUUUGUGCACCGGGUUGGACGUUGUGCUCGAGCUGGUCGCACAGGUACUGCAUACUCGAUUUUUUCCACCGACGACACGGCCCAUCUAUUGGAUCUUCACUUGUUCUUGAACAGACCCUUUAAUAUCAACGACAGUUCGGCAAUUGGGACCAUUCCGCAAGAUUUGCUGGAAGAAGAGCACCUAACAGUGACCGAUAUCAAGAAGAGCCACCACAUUGCCGGAGUACUGCGCACCAGCGAAAACGCUUACAAGAAAUACUUAAGUUCCAGACCAGUGGCUUCAACAGAUGCCAAUGCGCGCGUAAAGAAAAUCAAGUUCUACGCGCUAAAGCCUUUGGAGGAUUUCUUCACAGCUGCGCCCGUUCUCGCCCAGGCUGCUGAAGUUAAUGGCCAAUCAGACGAGUCGCAGUCAAAGGUGGCUGCCGCAGAACGCAAGUUGCAGGAGGAGAAGCACGAAAUACUGGUUAAAAUGCGCAGUUACCGAUCAGGUGGUACCGUUUUUGAACUUAACACCACGCAAAAGUCUAAGCAAUUUGUCGUAAUGAAAGAAAAACGUUCCCAGCACGCGGAUGUGAUUCAAAAGUUUAGGCAACAGCGCGCAGACGAGGACAUCGACGAGGCGAGAAAACAGGCCGAGACGCAAAGACCAAGUUCAGCCAGAAUGCUAACCGCCGACGAAGAAGCCAUCAGCAGUACAUUUAACAAAGUCGUUGCACCCAAAAGACUCCAAAACAUGGACGCUUUGUACAAGGACAAGCCAAAGAAAAAGAAGCGCAAGAUAAACAGCAAGGACGACGAGCACUAUGUUCCUUACCAGUCGGCAGACAAGCACACGGAGGAUGGCCUGGCCAUCAACACGUUUGAGCGACAGGCCCAGAAUGCAGAGUUUUCUGUGUCGGACCGCAACUCAUCCCAGGAGGUUAAGCAUAAGCCUGGACUCAAGAAGUGGGACCGCAUUAAGAAAAAAAUGGUCUCAGUUCAAGAUCCUCGUGCCAACAAAAUUCGAACCGAGUCCGGUGCAUGGAUUCCAGCUUCCUUUAAAACGGGUCGCUACACCGAAUGGAAGGAGAAGUCGAAGAUCGAGGACCAGCUGCAGCGUGAAAACGCAGGAAGCGAUGACGAAAACGCUAAGCCUCUGAGCCAUGCCCAGCGAUAUCCAGUCAGCCGACAUGCUCGGCACAACGUGAAGCUUGAACUGAAGAAGCGUCUCAGCGGAAACGACAAGGAGAUGCGACGCCCCGAACAGAUUGUCAAGUCACGCAUGCGACUGGAGUUCAUUAAGAAGCGCAACGAGGACAAUGCGGAGCGAAAGAAUGAGAACCGCAAGCGUAGCAUGCGAAAAGGACAGCGUCCGAAAGCCCAAUCAACUAAUGGUUCCAGGAAAAGAAAGUAGGAGUUUCAACAAAGAGGUAUUUGGCUGUUCCGCCCCAUGAUGCGAGAUUGAAGACUAAUCGCCUCCCCCGAAUGAGACACUCAAUAUGUUUGUUCAGCAGUAGCUGCUGCAUCGCACCCGUGGCGCUCGACAGUCCCCCACAGCCCUUUGGAUUCGAAAAGUGUUUUUAUAAAAAUACACGACGAUAUGUGUGAA